Messenger RNA from Candidula unifasciata, 1593 nucleotides. The record is from the annotation of a GenBank genome assembly. NCBI's taxonomy places the organism in Eukaryota, Metazoa, Mollusca, Gastropoda, Stylommatophora, Geomitridae.
AUGAGACUAAAGAAAUGCACCAACCUCACAGAAGCCUUGAUGCUAAUACCAAUGCUCUUCUUGAUGUGCUCUGCAAGCAAGAACAGCUCCUGUCCUGCACAAUGCAAGUGCACACAAGAACAGCUUACAGACAUGGGGCUUAUUUACAACAUCAACUGCAAUCGUAAAGGUCUGCUUGUCGUGCCAGACUUAACUAUUCUGACAGAAAUACGCCUCCCUAUCUAUCUCAACUUUGGCAGCAACAAAAUCACAUCUGUCUCCACGAUCGACUUCCCACCUGACCUCAACAUCUUCCGCCUAGAUUUAGACCACAAUAUGGACAUGAAUAUUGAGGAUGAUACCUUCAUCAAUUUAGCGCCCACACUGAAGAAGCUCAGCGUGGAAGCAGUGGGGUUGAUCUUUAACCGGCCUCUUGAGAUGGUGAGUUCUCUGGAGAAACUGGAAGAGCUUUCUAUUAGUCACAAUAAUAAAAUUGGGUAUGUAACUAACGCUGUCAAGGAUGUGGAAGCUGUGUUAUUUCAAAGUGAAUGGCCUGUUUCAAAAUCAAUGAAAAUACUACGCAUGUCACAUUGCAGUAUUAGGUCCCUGUCCCCAGCCAGUUUAGACUCUCUUAUAUCACUCACUGAACUGGAUCUGUCCAACAACUGGUUGACUAGCGUGCCGUCAGUCAUCAGACAUUUAAAAGAUCUGAGAAAAAUCUCAUUGUUUCGUUGUCAGAUUAGCGUGUUGGAGGAUUACUCAUUCCUGGGGUUGUCCAAAUUAGAAGUAAUUGAACUUACCACUAACCCCCUGACAACCAUAGAGAACAAUGCAUUUAUCGGUUUAGAAAACUGUUUAAAGAGACUUCAGUUAGAAUUGUGCCAUCUUCGAGACAUUCCUUCACAAGCAAUAAAAGAUUUGACAAAGCUGGAAUAUUUAGAUUUAUCACAAAACAGUUUUUCUGUAGCCACAGAUACGUCCUUUACUGGAAAGUAUUGCUUGAAGGAGCUUUUGGUCAGCGCAGAAGGGAUGCGGUUUGAGCCGCACGCAUUUUCAGGUCAAAAACAUUGCGUGACUGACCUAACAAUAAAAUCGAUGAAACUGCAGACUGUUCCACGUGAGGCUAUUGCUGAGAUAGAGAAACUGGCUCGCCUAAGCCUGGAGUUCAACAACAUCACUGUGCUACCCAGGGAAGCUUUCAGAGGAAUCAAAGCAACGAGCAUUAAUCUGGCGAACAACAAACUCAAACACAUCGAUCCUGGAGCAUUUCUAGGUCUCCCUCCCCACUUGCAUUUAAACCUGAGAAGAACUGCAGUUUCGGAUAUUGAUUUUCUCUUAGGAUAUCCUGAUGAUGCCAUAGAUACUGUCAACCUAGACUAUGCAGAAUUAGAGUGUAGAUGUUCAAUGAAGUCUGCCCUAAAUGCCACGUUGAGCGUGGAGAUCUACGGUUCAUGCACAAAAGGCCAGUACGUUGUACCACUGAGUAGUAGUAGACUUGAGGGAAUACUGGACACAGUAUGUCUGGAGGAACAGGCAUUGAAUGACGGAUACACGGCCGCCUUCCGCAGUGUGUUGUAUGGUUUCUGCUUUAUAUUAUGCGUUUUGCAACUGUGA